GGGCUUGCACUAGCGACAAGGUGGCUCUUCUCCAGCAGCGAUUAAACAAUAUAGAAGUGACCCAUCGCGAAGAAAUCCAGCAGAUUCGAUCGAGUGUUGAACGCCUGGCUGCUCAACUCGAGUCGAGUACCGUCGUGACAGAGCCGGCCAUAGUCAAUAAAGAUCAUGCUGGGCCUCAUUGUGCAGAUAUAGUCCAAUCUGGAAUCUUGAGCGAAGGUGAAUGGGAGGAACUCUAUCAUUUCUUUCGUGAGAACUGCUACAAUGUGAUUGGAUUCAUGGACGAUGAGCUCUAUAAAACCCAAAGUUUCGUCCGGCAACACCCCUUGACAUCAACGGCGAUAUGCGUGAUCGCGGCCCGGGCCAUCAGACAAGAACGAUACCAGACGUAUCUUGCCCAUGCCCAUGAGCUGAUCAAGAACACAUUUGUCGGCCCAACCCCGGAUAUUCACGCAGUUCGAGCCAUGAUGCUUCUCACGGCCUGGACUGGACAGAGCCGUUUGUGGGGGUACAUAGGAUCGGUUUCCACAGAACUCGGACUCAACACGGCGGCGUUGCAACUCGGGGAUGAAGCGGUUGCACAUACCGCUGAUCUUGUCCAGCGUGCACGGACAUGGUUCACGCUGUGCUGCUUUGAUCUAACACUACACUUGAAUCGGCCGUUCGUUAUCAAUCGGAUGCGAGACUACCUCCCGUUCGCCAAACGGCUCCUCACAUCUCCAUAUACGCAACCCGUUGACCACCGUAUUUGUGCCUACAUUGUUGGGUUCACCAUCACUGCGGACGCCAAAGCACAAUUGCCAAAAUCUGGGCUGCAAUUGAAUCCCAUGCCCCAAGAAGCGAUCCAGCUGCUGGAGUCGUUCGACCAAAGCAUUGAUCGAUGGUUUCAUAAAAUCAACAAUACCAUUGAGCCCGUGUACCAGACGUUUGUUGACAAGCAGGACCGUAAUCGGUUUUUAAUUCCAUACACCUUUAUGAAAAUCUAUAUAAACGGGUUCGCACUCCAUGGAAUGGACGGAUCCGAGAACCUCCCGGACCUGAAUCGAAUCAGCUUUGUUCAAAAGGCAUUGAACAAUGCCCACCUGUUAAUCCAAACCCAGUGCCGCUCCCAGGGCAUCCGACGUCGGUUUAAGUAUACAAUAGACUACAUCGGCACGACCACCUAUCACGCAAUCAACCUCAUCCUCAAGGCCCUCUCAUGUGCCCACCAGUACCUGGAUUACGAGGAAUCCUUUAUGGCACUGCACCAAGCAACCAUUCUGCUGGAAGAAGCCGGCGCCGUGGAAGCCGCAAAAGAGGUGCGACGCGAGCACGAGCGACUAGCCUUGCUUACACAAACUGCAAUGUCCUCCACGGAGGAGCAUUUCGCACCCGAGCCAACGGCUAUUGAUGACGAAAACCUAUUUGACAUACCUAGCUUCCUCAACGCCGCGACAUGGGGUGAACCCUUCCCUGUGCUCGAUACCUACAUGCUCGACUAAUUGAUACCCUUUCGAUUGUG
This is a messenger RNA of Aspergillus ochraceoroseus IBT 24754, 1498 nucleotides long. RefSeq names its product fungal specific transcription factor domain-containing protein. NCBI's taxonomy places the organism in Eukaryota, Fungi, Ascomycota, Eurotiomycetes, Eurotiales, Aspergillaceae. Gene Ontology annotation, cellular component: nucleus. Gene Ontology annotation, molecular function: DNA-binding transcription factor activity, RNA polymerase II-specific; transcription cis-regulatory region binding. The coding region runs from base 276 to 1478 and encodes 400 amino acids. Gene Ontology annotation, biological process: regulation of DNA-templated transcription. The transcript has 7 exons. The record is from RefSeq and is a predicted model, not a curated record.